Alligator mississippiensis (American alligator) is the source of this 930-nucleotide messenger RNA. RefSeq names its product olfactory receptor 13G1. The coding region runs from base 1 to 930 and encodes 309 amino acids. The transcript has a single exon. Gene Ontology annotation, biological process: G protein-coupled receptor signaling pathway. Lineage: Eukaryota; Metazoa; Chordata; Crocodylia; Alligatoridae. Gene Ontology annotation, molecular function: olfactory receptor activity; G protein-coupled receptor activity. The record is from RefSeq and is a predicted model, not a curated record. Gene Ontology annotation, cellular component: membrane.
AUGGAAGCCAGUAAUCACACCAGAGUGUCUGAAUUCAUCAUUCAAGGGCUCUUUGACCAGCCCUAUCUCCAGGGUAUGUUCUUUGGAGUCCUCCUGUGUCUGUAUGUGAUGGCUAUCAAGGGAAAUUCCCUGAUCAUCUUGGCUAUCCUCUUCCACCCACCUCUACACACUCCCAUGUACUUCUUCAUUGCCAACUUAGCUAUGGUUGACAUUUUGUGCAGCUCCUCAGUUCUUCCCAAGAUGCUGCAGAACCUGAUGCAGGAAAAGAAAACUAUCUCCUUCAAUGACUGCAUAGUCCAGCUCUUUGCCUUCACUUUGCCAAUGGGGACAGAAGUUGUGCUCCUCACAGCCAUGUCAUUUGACCGCUAUGUGGCCAUCUGUCAUCCCUUGCGCUAUGUAACCAUCAUGAGCAAACCUGUCUGUAUCAUGUUAGCAACUGGUGUCUGGGCAACUGGUACCAUCAAUUCUCUGGUGCAUGCAUUCCUCAUGGUGCAACUGGAUUUUUGUGGACCCAACCUCAUUCAGCAUUUCUUCUGUGAGAUUCCACCACUCCUGGCAUUGUCCUGCAGUCCAACCCACCUCAAUGAAAUCAUGGUAUUCAUGGCAGAUAUCUGUCUAGGCAUGGGUGGUUUCCUGCUGACCAUCAUAUCCUAUGGAUUAAUCAUUCUCAGCAUCCUGAAAAUCAAGAGCUCCAAAGUGAAACGGAAAGUCUUCUCCACAUGUUCUGCACACCUUGUUGUGGUCACCUUGUACUACUCUGCCCUCAUCUACACCUACAUUCGGCCUACGUCCAGCUACUCACUGAAAAAAGACAAGUUAGUGACUGUUCUGUAUACACUUGUGACUCCUGCACUCAACCCUCUGAUCUAUAGCCUGCGCAACAAGGAAGUCAAAGUUGCCUUCAUGAAACUCCUUCCAUUCACAAGAUAA